Messenger RNA from Centrocercus urophasianus (Greater sage-grouse), 2515 nucleotides. It is a transcript of the gene IL21R, whose product is annotated as interleukin 21 receptor. The coding region runs from base 236 to 2035 and encodes 599 amino acids. The record is from RefSeq and is a predicted model, not a curated record. Gene Ontology annotation, molecular function: protein binding; cytokine receptor activity. Gene Ontology annotation, biological process: cytokine-mediated signaling pathway; immunoglobulin mediated immune response. NCBI's taxonomy places the organism in Eukaryota, Metazoa, Chordata, Aves, Galliformes, Phasianidae. Gene Ontology annotation, cellular component: external side of plasma membrane. The transcript has 9 exons.
CACCGCCUAUCGCUGUGUAUUCCAAUACAGCACGGCUCCUGGUGCGCACACCGGGCAUUUUUCUCACUCAGUGCUGAUGAGAGCCACCUGCUCUCCAUCUCCCACAUGCAGUGUCUGCGGUUCCAGUAACCGUUUAGCCAGGCCAGUCCGGCUGGGGGAGAGUUGGAGGGCUGACAUGGACAGCUGAAAGGACGGGGCAAGGGCAUCCAGUCAGAACCAAAAUGAGGAACAAACUAUGGCUCCAGAGUAUUUCCUUCUUCCUUUUAUUCCAGUACACAUGGAAGCUGGUAUUGUGUUUUCUCUCUCCAAACCUGCAGCCACAUGUCGUGAAAACCUCACUUGUUUUGUGGACUAUGUGCAGACCCUGUCCUGCCUCCUGAGGAAUGACCUGGGUGCCAGUUCAUACAAUAUCACUGCUACAUGGGUUGAUGAGGACGAUCCAGAAAACACUGUGGCAGCCUGCAGUCUCCUGGAAUUGUCCAGGAGCACCAACCACACAGAAUACAUUUGUACUGUGGACAUGACUGAGCUGCUGGCAGACAUCAAAGUCCAGGUGGAUGUCACAGAGAUAGCUGACAGGCAGCAUGUGAUUUCCAGAAGUUUUUAUAUGAGAGAAAACAUCAGACCACAGCCUCCAUUCAAUCUGACUGCUGUGUUCACAGAAGGUUACAAUAUUUCUUGGGAAACCAUCUACCAGAACCCUCUUUUCUACUUUCUGAAUGAGGAGCUGGAAUAUCAGCUGCGUUAUAAGAGAGGGGCUGACACCUGGGAGACUCAGAAGAUUAAGUCUGUCCAUGAAGACAAACGGACACUGGUGAUCCUGCCAUGGGAACUCCAGGGGAACACUGAGUAUGAAUUCCAAGUGAGAGCCAGACCCCGAGAAGACACUGGCUACUAUGGAUUUUGGAGUGAGUGGAGCUCCCGGCUGACACUGAAAACCAGCCCUGCUGCCGUGACACAGAGAGCAGGCAUGGAGUGGAUGCUGUUCUUUAUUGUUGCCAUGGUGAUCACUGCCUCAAUCACAACCUUUCUGGCCAAGCAGCAGAGCUUGUGGAAGAAGAUCGCUUGCAUCCCAGAUCCAUCUGCCUUUUUCAAACCACUUUACCUGAUGUAUAAUGGAGAUUUCAAGAAGUGGGUUGGUACAUCCCAUAUGAAAAUGACCAUUGAUUUAUUUGAAUGGGAAAUAGUCCCUUCAGAAGUCCUAGAAGUUUUCAGCAUGCGUCCUUCCAACUGCACCUCACAGGAGGAGAUAAAGGAGUUGAAAAAUGAUCUGCCUUGCAAGCCUUGUGUGUCCUGCCUGACCGCCCCAGUCCAAGACAGCCUCCUGUCAGGUGUGAACAGCAGCAGUGUGACUCAGGACCGCUCAUAUGGACAUUUGUCCAUUGACACUGUGACAGUGGCUGAUGAAUUUACACCUUGUAACUGCCAGUGCAACUGUAACCGCAUGUACAGGGAACAAAAGCAUAAUGGUGAUGAAGAUAGUGCUGGAGAAAAUGGUUACCCCAAGGUUAACAUUGAUGACGAAGACAGAAUGCCAUCCAGUGCCUUGCAUCUGUCUGACGUGAGCUCACAGGACAAAAUUCUGGCCUCAGGCACUAUGUCCACAGGUCACCUGAGGACUGCAGGUGCCCCAGGCCACCAGAAAGUUGAAGAGGCUGUGGAAGGAGGGAUGGGGAGCAUCCUAGAAGCCCUCUGCUUGCAUCCUAAUCAGUGGGAUUUGGAAAAUCCAGCUUCUCUACCUUCUCCUGAUGGUGAAAGUGUGUCCUACAGUGAAGGAUCCUGUGACUUUUUCCCGCGCAGUGCAAGGCCUGGUGACAGUUACCCCAUGAUCUGCCUAGAUUUGGACACUAUUGACAGCGGCUUUGUGGACUCGGACUGCGGGAGUCCAGUUGACUGUGACUUUGAGCAAAAUAGCCAGACCAACUGUGGGUCCGUUUCUCUUGAGCAGGAGGGAGAGGACUUUCCGCGGAGCUAUGUCAAGCAGUGGAUCUCCUGCCAUGCUGACAGCCCUGCCAGCGGGACUCAGACAAACUGAGCAGUUGAUUUUGUUCUGCAGAGUAGAGAGCCUUUCCCAUCCUGUGCCAGAAGCAAAGUGUUGGCCAAAUUCAGAAGAAAAAGCAGAGUUUACUCUGUGUAAGCUGUACUACAUACAAUGGAGAACAGUUACAUCCAGAGAGAUACAGGUCUAUUUCUACUGCCACUCAUUCUGUCCACAUUGUAUCAAACCCGGCAUGAUUAAUUUUCUUUCAGCAUUCUUUGUCAAAUCCUUAUAUAAUGACUACAGACUUUAAUUUUUCACAACAAGAAAAAGCAACUGUACCUUUAAAAUUGCUCUUUAGCUUACAUAGAUUUUUUUUUUUCUUUUUUUUUAAAGUAAGCUUGUAAAUAGUAGAGAACUUUAAAGGGUUUUUCCCUGGCAUUCUCUUAUGACUCGAGUUGGAUGUACAUGGAAUCUUAUAAGCGUAUCUAAUGGCAAGUAUGUUUGUUACAUUAAAGUUCCCUUACCCUAUUCUAA